Messenger RNA from Symphalangus syndactylus (siamang), 1706 nucleotides. RefSeq names its product carbonic anhydrase 3 (gene CA3). Gene Ontology annotation, cellular component: cytosol; cytoplasm. Gene Ontology annotation, molecular function: carbonate dehydratase activity; zinc ion binding. NCBI's taxonomy places the organism in Eukaryota, Metazoa, Chordata, Mammalia, Primates, Hylobatidae. The record is from RefSeq and is a predicted model, not a curated record.
CCACGCAGGGGAAGAGAAAGCAGGAGCCGUCCAGCGCGGAGGAAGGCGACCAUGGCCAAGGAAUGGGGCUACGCCAGUCACAACGGUCCUGACCACUGGCAUGAACUUUUCCCAAAUGCCAAGGGGGAAAACCAGUCGCCCAUUGAGCUGCAUACUAAAGACAUCAGGCAUGACCCUUCUCUGCAGCCAUGGUCAGUGUCUUAUGAUGGCGGCUCUGCCAAGACCAUCCUGAAUAACGGGAAGACCUGCCGAGUUGUAUUUGAUGAUACUUAUGAUAGGUCAAUGCUGAGAGGGGGUCCUCUCCCUGGACCCUACCGACUUCGCCAGUUUCAUCUUCACUGGGGCUCUUCAGAUGAUCAUGGCUCUGAGCACAUCGUGGAUGGAGUCAAGUAUGCAGCGGAGCUUCAUUUGGUUCACUGGAACCCGAAGUAUAACAGUUUUAAAGAAGCCCUGAAGCAGCGCGAUGGGAUCGCUGUGAUUGGCAUUUUUCUGAAGAUAGGACGUGAGAAGGGCGAGUUCCAGAUUUUCCUUGAUGCAUUGGACAAGAUUAAGACAAAGGGCAAGGAGACGCCCUUCACAAAGUUUGACCCAUCCUGCCUGUUCCCGGCAUGCCGGGACUACUGGACCUACCAGGGCUCAUUCACCACGCCGCCCUGCGAGGAGUGCAUUGUGUGGCUGCUGCUGAAGGAGCCCAUGACCGUGAGCUCUGACCAGAUGGCCAAGCUGCGGAGCCUCCUCUCCAGUGCUGAAAACGAGCCCCCAGUGCCCCUUGUGGGCAACUGGCGACCUCCACAGCCUAUCAAUAACAGGGUGGUGAGAGCUUCCUUCAAAUGAGGCUGCUGGAUCUUGCCCUCUUCAGAAAAGGAAACCUGCCAUUGGAGAGUUUGGUUCCUUGCCUCCUUCUGGUGCUCCUUACCCCAAGUCUAUUUCAUUUUUCCACACUGAGCAAUGAAAUGUGAGAGAUGUGGUCACCAAGAAACCAAAGUUACUUUUGACAAGAUCUAAUAUGAAAGCAUAGAUUUCACAUUUGAUCUCUGUAAUAAUCAUCUUUCCUAUAAAAGUAGCAUUUUUAGUAAAGUUUCAAAGAGGAAGAAACAGAGAUGGAAGAGUAAAUAUAUUUUAAAAAUGGCUAGCUAUUGGGCACCAGUUUUUCUGUUAUCUAAAAUUUCACAGAACUUCAUUGUUUUUAUUUUUAUAUUAUGAGUUGUCCAUCUUAAAGAAAUAUGAGUAAUUCUACAUGUAGUAGAGGUGUAUGAAGAUCAUAUAACAAUUAAACAUAAGCCAGAAAUUAAAAUGACUAUGGACAGCAAGAAUUGAGCUAAUAAUAUGUUUUAACUCUUAACACCAGCAAGACGUCAGUCAUUUAUUGAAGUUUUAGCUACUAAGAUUACUUGGUUUUGAUUACCAGUGAAAAGAAAACACAAUACAGUCAGGAGUUUUCAAAUUUUUGAUUCAGUAUUUGAAUUUCUUCUUCAUAAAUGUAGUUGAAUUUAUCCUAGUAUUUUUCUUUACCUGAAGGAGGGACAUUUAUUUUUAAUUUCACUACAUUUUUCUUUGCAUGAUUAUUAAAAUAAAAACUGCCUCUGUUGUCUUUCUCACUGGAGGCCGGAAUGAAUGAUCACUAGAACACAAAAGAGUGAAUGAUGACACUUGAAGUCAAAGCAGUUGUACUGAUCACCAGAACCAAUAAAGACAUGAAUGGAAAA